GAUAGACCCCAGGCGUCCCCUCUGGGGCCUCUCCGUCUCGCCCGAGAUAAAGCCCCAAUAAAUUGGAGUCGUAUCCGACAGCCUCAUCAGGAGAGGCCUAAAAGCGUGUGCCCGAGGUCGCUUCGCUGCCCCGUGCCCCUAAAUCCCGUCUCGUUCCCCCGCAGGCUGCAGGCUCGCAUCGCUCACCGGAUCCAAGAGCUGGAAAACCUUCCCGGCUCCCUGGCCGGCGACCUGAGAACCAAAGCGACCAUCGAGCUCAAAGCGCUGCGGCUGCUUAACUUCCAGAGACAGCUGCGUCAGGAAGUGGUGGUGUGCAUGCGGCGGGACACGGCCCUGGAGACGGCCCUGAACGCCAAGGCCUACAAGCGCAGCAAGCGGCAGUCGCUGCGCGAGGCUCGCAUCACCGAGAAGCUGGAGAAGCAGCAGAAGAUCGAGCAGGAGCGGAAGCGCCGGCAGAAGCACCAGGAAUACCUCAACAGCAUCCUCCAGCACGCCAAGGACUUCAAGGAGUACCACCGCUCCGUCACGGGCAAGAUCCAGAAGCUCACCAAGGCGGUGGCCACCUACCACGCCAACACGGAGCGCGAGCAGAAGAAGGAGAACGAGAGGAUCGAGAAGGAGCGGAUGCGCCGCUUGAUGGCUGAGGAUGAGGAAGGGUACCGCAAGCUGAUCGACCAGAAGAAGGACAAGCGGCUGGCCUACCUGCUGCAGCAGACGGACGAGUACGUGGCCAACCUGACGGAGCUGGUGCGGCAGCACAAGGCUGCCCAGGUGGCCAAGGAGAAGAAGAAGAAGAAGAAGAAGAAGAAGGCAGAGAACGCAGAAGGGCAGACCCCCGCCAUCGGGCCGGACGGCGAGCCUCUGGACGAGACGAGCCAGAUGAGCGACCUCCCCGUGAAAGUGAUCCACGUGGAGAGCGGCAAGAUCCUCACCGGCACCGACGCCCCCAAAGCGGGGCAGCUGGAGGCCUGGCUGGAAAUGAACCCCGGGUAUGAGGUAGCUCCGAGGUCUGACAGUGAAGAAAGUGGGUCAGAGGAGGAGGAGGAGGAGGAGGAGGAGGAGCAGCCGCAGCCCGCUCAGCCGGCGCUGCCCGUGGAGGAGAAGAAGAAGAUCCCCGACCCCGACAGCGACGACGUGUCGGAGGUGGACGCCCGCCACAUUAUCGAGAACGCCAAGCAGGACGUGGACGACGAGUACGGCGUGUCGCAGGCGCUGGCCAGGGGCCUGCAGUCCUACUACGCUGUGGCCCACGCCGUCACCGAGAGGGUGGACAAGCAGUCCACGCUGAUGGUCAAUGGCGUCCUCAAGCAGUACCAGAUCAAGGGCCUGGAGUGGCUGGUGUCCUUGUACAACAACAACCUGAACGGCAUCCUGGCAGACGAGAUGGGUCUGGGCAAAACGAUCCAGACCAUCGCUUUAAUCACAUACCUCAUGGAGCACAAGCGGAUCAACGGCCCCUUCCUCAUCAUAGUACCUCUCUCAACCCUGUCGAAUUGGGCGUAUGAGUUUGACAAAUGGGCUCCUUCUGUGGUGAAGGUCUCCUACAAGGGCUCCCCGGCAGCAAGACGGGCGUUUGUACCUCAGCUCCGCAGCGGGAAAUUCAACGUCCUGCUCACGACGUACGAGUACAUCAUCAAAGACAAGCACAUCCUCGCCAAGAUCCGCUGGAAGUACAUGAUCGUGGACGAGGGCCACAGGAUGAAGAACCACCACUGCAAGCUCACCCAGGUCCUCAACACGCACUACGUGGCCCCGCGCCGCCUGCUGCUGACGGGCACCCCGCUGCAGAACAAGCUCCCGGAGCUCUGGGCCCUGCUCAACUUCCUCCUGCCGACCAUCUUCAAGAGCUGCAGCACCUUCGAGCAGUGGUUCAACGCCCCCUUUGCCAUGACGGGGGAGAAGGUGGACCUGAACGAAGAGGAAACCAUCCUGAUCAUCAGGCGCUUACACAAAGUGCUGCGCCCCUUCCUGCUGCGAAGGCUGAAGAAGGAAGUGGAAGCUCAGCUGCCCGAGAAGGUGGAGUACGUGAUCAAGUGCGACAUGUCGGCCCUGCAGAGGGUGCUCUACAGGCACAUGCAGGCCAAGGGCGUGCUCCUCACCGACGGCUCCGAGAAGGACAAAAAGGGUAAAGGCGGGACAAAAACCUUGAUGAACACCAUCAUGCAGCUGAGGAAGAUCUGCAACCACCCCUACAUGUUCCAGCACAUCGAGGAAUCCUUUUCCGAGCACUUGGGGUUCACUGGAGGUAUCGUGCAAGGACUGGAUUUGUACCGUGCCUCGGGCAAAUUUGAGCUCCUAGACAGAAUCCUCCCCAAGCUGCGAGCCACCAACCACAAGGUGCUGCUCUUCUGCCAGAUGACCUCCCUCAUGACCAUCAUGGAAGAUUAUUUUGCUUACCGUGGAUUCAAAUACCUCAGGCUGGACGGAACCACUAAAGCCGAAGACCGCGGCAUGUUGUUAAAGACUUUCAAUGAGCCAGGCUCUGAGUACUUCAUUUUUUUGCUCAGCACCCGGGCUGGCGGGCUGGGCCUGAACCUCCAGUCUGCAGAUACUGUGAUUAUCUUUGACAGCGACUGGAACCCUCACCAGGACCUGCAGGCGCAGGACCGAGCGCACCGCAUCGGGCAGCAGAACGAGGUGCGCGUCCUCCGGCUCUGCACCGUCAACAGCGUGGAGGAGAAGAUCCUCGCCGCCGCCAAGUACAAGCUGAACGUCGACCAGAAGGUUAUCCAAGCCGGCAUGUUUGACCAGAAGUCCUCGAGCCACGAGCGAAGAGCCUUCCUCCAGGCUAUCCUGGAGCACGAGGAGCAGGACGAGAACAGAUACAGCGCGGGCAGCGGCAGUGGCAGUGCAAGCUUCCCCCACACUGCCUCAACCCUGUGCCUGAACGCUGAGUUGGAGGAACCACCUCUAAAGGAGGAAGACGAAGUCCCCGACGACGAAACGGUCAACCAGAUGAUCGCGCGGCACGAGGAGGAGUUUGACCUUUUCAUGCGCAUGGACCUAGACCGCCGGCGGGAGGAGGCGCGCAACCCCAAGCGCAAGCCGCGGCUGAUGGAGGAGGACGAGCUGCCCUCGUGGAUCAUCAAGGACGACGCCGAGGUGGAGAGGUUAACGUGCGAGGAGGAGGAGGAAAAAAUGUUCGGGCGAGGCUCCCGGCACCGCAAGGAGGUGGACUACAGCGACUCGCUGACGGAGAAGCAGUGGCUCAAGGCGAUCGAGGAGGGCACGCUGGAGGAGAUCGAGGAGGAGGUGCGCCAGAAGAAGUCCUCCCGCAAGCGCAAGCGGGACACGGACGUGGGCUCCGCCACCCCCACCACCAGCACCCGCAGCCGGGACAAGGACGAGGAGAGCAAGAAGCAGAAGAAGCGCGGCCGGCCGCCGGCCGAG
Cygnus olor (mute swan) is the source of this 3390-nucleotide messenger RNA. RefSeq names its product transcription activator BRG1. Lineage: Eukaryota; Metazoa; Chordata; Aves; Anseriformes; Anatidae. The annotation marks the transcript as partial. Gene Ontology annotation, molecular function: ATP binding; transcription factor binding; DNA binding. Gene Ontology annotation, cellular component: nucleus. The transcript has 24 exons. The record is from RefSeq and is a predicted model, not a curated record. Gene Ontology annotation, biological process: positive regulation of transcription by RNA polymerase II.